This is a messenger RNA of Bombina bombina (fire-bellied toad), 6261 nucleotides long. RefSeq lists its product as uncharacterized. The record is from RefSeq and is a predicted model, not a curated record. The coding region runs from base 71 to 5893 and encodes 1940 amino acids. NCBI's taxonomy places the organism in Eukaryota, Metazoa, Chordata, Amphibia, Anura, Bombinatoridae. The transcript is spliced from 5 exons.
GUCAGCCGGUCACACAAACAAGCACCCAGCUCCCGAGCAGCAGAGAGGGAAUCGUGGAGGUUUAGACAACAUGGAAUCAUCACCCAAUGGACAAACUAAGAGUAGGACCUCAAGGAAACCUCCAAUUACAAAACCAUCCAUUCCUAAAGGGUCAAAAAACGAAACUGUAUCUCAGUCUCCCUCAGGAGCCCCAGAUGCAUCUCAAACACUUACCUCUCGGACUGCAAGGAUAUCACCAAGACUGACAGCUAAUCUUGAAACCACCACCGCAAAGGCCACUUCAAAAACCAGCAUCAGCAGCCCUUCUCUUAUGAAAACCAGAGGAGUGACAGAGAAAGAUCAGACAUCACCAGUCAAAUGUUCAUCUAAUAUUGUGGCUCGUCAUCAGAUCAGAGACAAAAAAGAACAGUCAGUAACAACACCUCCUACAACAAAGGCUGAAGCUCUUAAAAAGUCCAUAGGGGGAUCACAGAAUGGCAAAUCAUGUACUACAAGGGAAGGAGACGCUUCUCUGUCUAUUAAAGGGAACAAAGCUAGCAAGAAAGAAGUAGGUGGAUCUCUUGGGCCUGGUGCAAUACCAAAAGUGAAGACACAGUUCCAGCGCCCAGAAAACACAGCAUCUACACUACCUAAACAAGUAACUACUACAAAAGAGGCAGUUAAUUCUGUGAAAAUUAGAUCUACACCAGUUAAACAAACAAAACCUGUGGUGGUUCCAGAUAAACCAGUUAGUUCGUCACCAUUGCAAUUUAAGUCAGUUAAAACAAUAUCUUCACCAGGUAAACUAAUAAAUACAACAUCAAAUGUAUCAAAACCAGUAAAAAUGGACGUUGGAUCAGCUAAAACAGUUAAAUCUGCAUCUUUGUCAACAAAACCAGCAAAAGCUCAAUCUACAUCAGUUAAAUCAGCAAACAAUGGAUCUGUGGUAGCUAAAUCUGCAAAAUCUCCAUCUAAAACAACAAAACCAGUAAAAAAUGUUUCAGUGCCAGCUAAAUCUGUAAAUACGAAAUCUGAGUCAGUUAAAACUGUAAGCAGUGCCUCUAAACGAACUGGCCCAAUAGGCGUUCCAGUAAAAUCGCCUUCACCACCAAUGAAACCUUUAAAUUCUCCAGUCAAACCAUUGAAAGGACCACAUGAAGGAAAAAAUAAACAAAUAGCAAGAGUAAGCACUGAAAACAAGUCAGAUUGUAUGGAAGAGGAACCCAAACGUGAUUCUGACGAACAGAACAUAUCUUCAACUGAACUUGCUAAUCUAUCAACUGAUCUGACAAACACUAGGAUGGAACAAAUAAAAACACCAACUGACAUAAUAAAAACAGUAAAUAAUGUGUUGGGAUUAGAAGAGACUGCAGAAGAAUUAGGAAAUAUUGUAGAAGAAACAGUAACUUUACUAGACAUCCCUGUAAAACCUUCACUACAGCCAGAACAGUAUAAUGUAAAAUCAAAUAGUUUUCUAAUAAAAACAUUAGAGCCUUUACCGUGUAUAAUAGACCCUUCACAAGAAUUCAUUCAAGACUCCAUUAUUGAAGCUAAUAUCCCUUUACAAUUGCAAAGUGAAUUAGAUGAAUCAAACAACCCAAAAGUGCCUUAUAUCAAAACUAAGGCAGGGUUAGAAACAAUCCCACUGCAGCCAGGAAAUAAACUAAGUGAAACAGCAAACCUAACUGUAGAAUCCACAGCAGAAAAUGUACAAUUAUCAACAGAGUUAGAAAUGUCUCAGGCAAAAAUGCUGAACGCUCUUAUAGAGCCAGCAGAAAGCCCAGAAAAAGAGUUAGUGGAACAAGUACAUUCUUCAGAAGAGCUAUUAGAUGUUUCCACAAGACCAGUUCAAGUAUCAGAUGAAGAUUUAAAUAGUGAGGAAACAGUACCCAUGUCCCCUGAGAUAGUUAACCUGGUCAAGUUUGCCCAAGGAUCAUUGGACAUAAGAGUUGAAUCUGAUCAAACUACUAUGAAUUACAUAACUUCUCCUGAAGAAACCAAAUUAGAUUUACAUGAAACACAGGCAUCUUCAGCUCAUCAAGUUCAUACUCCAAUAGAAUCAUUAGAUAUUAGAUUAGUAAAACCUGAGAAUCUAACCAAAGAUGAAUCCUACCAUUCAGUGGAAGUGGACGAUAAUAACACUGAAAAUGCAAUGGCAACACAUGAGCUGAUAGGACCUUUAACAGAAUCAGUAGCAUCUUCUGAUGAUAAAAUAAAUGAUUGUACUGGAUCAGUAAAUAUAUCAGAUGAGCAAGUACCUUUGCCGUUUGAAUUGGUAGAAAAAUGUGCUGAGGAUAUGACAUCAUAUAAUAACACUGAAAAUGCAAUGGCAACAAAUGAACUGAAAGGACCUUUAACAGAAUCAGUAGCAUCUUCUGAUGAUAAAAUAAAUGAUUGUACUGGAUCAGUAAAUAUAUCAGAUGAGCAAGUAUCUUUGCAGUUUAAAUCGGUAGAAAAGUGUGCUGAGGAUAUGACAUCAUAUAAUAACACUGAAAAUGCAAUGGCAACAAAUGAACUGAUAGGACCUUCAACAGAAUCAGUAGCAUCUUCUGAUGAUAAUAUAAAUGAUUGUACUGGAUCAGUAAAUAUAUCAGAUGAGCAAGUACCUUUGCAGUUUGAAUCAGUAGAAAAGUGUGCUGAGGAUAUGACAUCAUAUAAUAACACUGAAAAUGCAAUGGCAACAAAUGAACUGAUAGGACCUUCAACAGAAUCAGUAGCAUCUUCUGAUGAUAAUAUAAAUGAUUGUACUGGAUCAGUAAAUAUAUCAGAUGAGCAAGUACCUUUGCAGUUUGAAUCUGUAGAAAAGUGUGCUGAGGAUAUGAUAUCAUAUAAUAACACUGAAAAUGCAAUGGCAACAAAUGAACUGAUAGGACCUUCAACAGAAUCAGUAGCAUCUUCUGACGAUAAUAUAAAUGAUUGUACUGGAUCAGUAAAUAUAUCAGAUGAGCAAGUACCUUUGCAGUUUGAAUCUGUAGAAAAGUGUGCUGAGGAUAUGACAUCAUAUAAUAACACUGAAAAUGCAAUGGCAACAAAUGAACUGAUAGGACCUUUAACAGAAUCAGUAGCAUCUUCUGAUGAUAAAAUAAAUGAUUGUACUGGAUCAGUAAAUAUAUCAGAUGAGCAAGUACCUUUGCAGUUUGAAUCUGUAGAAAAGUGUGCUGAGGAUAUGACAUCAUAUAAUAACACUGAAAAUGCAAUGGCAACAAAUGAACUGAUAGGACCUUUAACAGAAUCAGUAGCAUCUUCUGAUGAUACAAUAAAUGAUUGUACUGGAUCAGUAAAUAUAUCAGAUGAGCAAGUACCUUUGCAGUUUGAAUUGGUAGAAAAGUGUACUGAGGGUAUGAGCAUGGAACAACAGUCAUCUAAGACACAAUCCGAAACUAAAAAUAUGGAGUUAAUCUGUAUUAAAGAACAAAAUACAUCUCCAGAAGAACAAAUAGCAACUGAAACUGCAAGCAUACUUGAUCAAAAAGAACCUCUGCAGAAUGUUGAUAACAAUUUGAAAGAACUUUUAAUUAACUUUAGUUUACCAUCAGAAAAUGAAACUAUUGUACUGGAACCAGAAAAUAAACAAACACAGUAUUUUGAAGAAGUGAACACUGAUCUAGAGGCUACAGAGACUGCAAGUAUGCCAUGUGCAUUGGAAUCAUUCAAAUUUUCAGAGGAACCAAUACAGUGUCAAGAAAAACAGCUAUUAACUUCAUCUGAACAAAUACCUGACUGUGUUGACUCAUUAAGUUUAAAAAAUGAGCAGGUCAAUAUUCUACUGGAACCGAUAAACAAACCUUCUGAAAGUAUAAUACUAGAAAAUAUCACACUAGGAUUAGACGGUAUAGCAAAGGCAUCAGCUGAAUAUUCACUAGACUUACUAGAAACUCUAAAGGAAUCAACCCACCAUGUAGAUGUAGAGGGACAAAAAAUAUCUGCAUCAGAACCAUUAAAUACUAAUGCACCUGUAAAUACUACAGGGAAAACAAUAAACAAACCUUUUUCCACUGUAAAACCAGAGAAUACAACCUUAAACUUAGAUGAGACAGUUAGCCAAUCAGUUAAAUGUACACUGAAUGUGGUACAAGCAUUAGAAGAGCCGUUACAGUAUGUUGAUGAACAAGAAAAUUCCACAACUGAAACAUUAUCCACGAGUACAACAACUAACAUUGCGUUGGAUCCAGUAAGCAAACAUUUCCAAACUCUAAAAUCAUCAAAUGAGUCACAACAAUUAGAGGAGGUGACAACAAAAGUAUUUGGAUAUUCAGAUUUUCUACAAACUUUAGAGGAACCAGUAAAGUGUCAACUGGAUCAAGUAACAUCUCUAACAGAACAGUUAACUAACUUACCUUCAUCUGUCAAUGUACCUAGUGUACAAGUAAAUAUUGUACCAGAACAAAUAAGCAAACCGCUGGGCUUAGUGAAACCUGAAAACACUGCAUCUGAAUCAGAAGAAGAAGCUGUUGAAUCAGUUACAUAUUUUAUAGAUUCAGUUACCAAGCUGGUAGACCCAAUAGACUACCAUGUGGAGCAAGGAGAAUCUCAGACAGAAUCAUUAAAUACAUUAGAAUCUAUAAAUAAAUCUGCUGAUGAGGUGACACAUGAAAACACUGCACUAGAAUUAAUAGAAAGAAAAACAGAAUCCCCUACAGAAUCAUUGUCUACAAAGGAACAAGUUACACCUUCCAUGGAACAAGUACAAUUGGUAAUAACACCGACUACAUGUGUAGAGGAUCCAGUAAUAUUUCUAGUAGAAACAGAAAAACCUUUGGUACAAAACAUUACGUCUGUAGAAAAUUGUAUGAAUGCUAAAAAUGAUGAACUGUCAGAGAACAAUGUAGACAAGGUACCAUGGCCCACUGAAUUAACAAAUGAGACAGACACAAUACAUAUGAAAGAAGAAAAUAAAACUGUUUUAACAGAAUCCCUUUAUAAAUAUACUGAACCAAAGAAUUUAGCAGACGAUGAAGGAAAUACACUAUUGGCAUCACCAAAUCACCAAACCACCAACUAUGUUCAUACAAUAAGCCUUGCACAGGUACCAGAAGAAACACUAAUAGAGUCAACUAAAAAUUUGACUGAACCAAUGGAACUGAAACCUAUAGACCUUCACAAACUUUGUCCAUUGGAAAACAAUAUCUCUUAUUCCUUUCCGGAUCCAUCAUUAUCUCAUUCAGAGGGCUCACUUGAUGCUACAACAGUUCUAGUACAUCCUUCUGGGAGUAAUAUUACCACAGAAACAUUUAGUCAGUCCCGAGAUGCACUUGUGUGUACCUCUAAAGUUACAAGACACAGUGGGUCCUCAGAGGAGGAGGAUGAAGACUCAUGGGUGGUGGUCAACAGUGAGGAUCUAUAUGACUUCAAGGGUGAAACUGAAGAAAAACCAUGCAGACCAGUAAGACUGAGCCAAGAUGGAGAAAAGAAUGAGACUGAAAGGAAAGAAGAGGAUGAGGGAGAAACUGUGGCAUCAGGCUGCAGCACUCUCAGUGAUCCUCAACUUGCAGGACAGAGCAGCAGUGAAACUAGUACACCAGAAGAGCUAAGGACUUAUGAAGAUAGCAGCUCUGGAGUAGAAUCCCACUCAGAUGACAUACCCACAUCUCCACCCACUACUCUUACACCUGACCCAGACCUUGGUAUCCACAUGGGGCAAGAAGAAGGAGGAGAGACCCCAGCAGGAACUCCUGCAUCAUUAGGACGCAAGGCUCCUCAGCCAAUGCGGGAGACAGAUACAGCAGGGCUGUGUCAAGGAGCAGCCCCCCUUGAAAUAAUUGACCCUUCCAAAAGAAAUCAACCAGUGCUUCAAAAAGAAGUGCUGGGUAGUGUUUACACCCAUGAGUUACAAGGGGUAGGAGAACAAGAAGAAGAUAUAGAAGAGGAGGGAACUGUUGCAGAAGAAGCCAAUAGAGGUAAUAACCAAGCAUAAUGGCAUGUAGAGCUGGUAUGGGAGGGCAAAAACUGAACAUGUACAUGUAUAUAUCCGGCAGGGAAAGGGUUCUUAGACAAACUGUACAUAUUUUAAUUUUUUGGUGACAGAAUUUAAGGUUUUUAUUUCCUUAAGUGGCUGGAUAUUGGGUUCUCAAUGGAAAAAGCUGUUAGGGGAAUAACACAACCAUCAAAAGUCAACAAUGUCACAUAUCACCCCAUUUGUCUUUCAUCCUUUUGUGUUUGUUGUUCCCCUUCCUCUUCUUGCCUUGCCCUUAAUCAUACCUCUCAUUUCCUCUCAUCAGAUGUAUAGCUUACGUUCUUGUAUUUUUUUUAUAUGUUUAAUAAACUUUGGUUUAUUUUAAAAAA